This is a messenger RNA of Ustilaginoidea virens, 1737 nucleotides long. RefSeq lists its product as uncharacterized. Gene Ontology annotation, molecular function: histone deacetylase activity, NAD-dependent; NAD+ binding. The record is from RefSeq and is a predicted model, not a curated record. Gene Ontology annotation, cellular component: mating-type region heterochromatin. NCBI's taxonomy places the organism in Eukaryota, Fungi, Ascomycota, Sordariomycetes, Hypocreales, Clavicipitaceae. Bases 1 to 1737 code for a protein of 578 amino acids. The transcript has a single exon. Gene Ontology annotation, biological process: replication-born double-strand break repair via sister chromatid exchange; pericentric heterochromatin formation; regulation of DNA repair.
AUGCCUUCUUCACCGCUUUCAAGCCUCCCCCAGACGCCCUCUGCACCCGGUUCUCCCGCGGUUGCACCAGAUGCCGCGUGUCGCUAUCCCUCGCCGUCGUCCACCGCCGUGUCUGGAACGCAAUCCCCCAUCAAGCUGGCGGAACCCGCCGACGACUGUUCACCACCCGCCAAAAAGAGGAGAACCACCCCUCGCGAGCGGAUUACCACGUACCUCGACUUGAUGAAGCCCCAUGAGGAAUUCUCCCGCGAGGACAACUUUCACAUGGAAAGGCUGCUCUCGGCUCUCCGCAAGAAGAAGAAGAUUGUCGUUGUGGCUGGGGCAGGCAUUUCCGUCUCGGCUGGCAUCCCGGACUUCCGCUCCGCAACUGGCCUUUUCGCGACGCAGCGUAGUCAGCACAAGGUCAAGGCUUCGGGGAAGCAUCUUUUUGACGCAUCCGUCUACAAGCAUGAAUCAUCCACCACGUCCUUCCACACCAUGGUGCGCGAGAUGAGCGAGAUGAGCAAAAAGGCCCAGCCUACGCCAUUCCACCAUUUGCUGGCGUCGCUGGCCCAAGAGGGCCGCCUGUUGCGGCUUUAUUCUCAAAACAUUGACUGCAUUGACACGUCCAUGAAGCCGCUGCAAACCCAGACCCCCCUGGAACCGAAAGCUCCAUGGCCGACUACUAUUCAACUGCAUGGAAGUCUCGACAAAAUGGUCUGCACAAAGUGUGCUGAUAUCCAGCCCUUUCAGAGUGACUUGUUUGACGGGCCCGAGGCUCCCCUGUGUGAAUCCUGCAGAAAUCUCGACGAGGUGCGCACGGCCCAUGCCGGGAAGAGAAGCCAUGGCAUUGGACGGUUGAGGCCUCGGUUCGUCCUCUACAACGAAUUCAACCCCGACGAAGAAGCCAUCGGCAACAUCAUGCGCGCCGACUUGAGAGCUAGACCAGAUGCCGUCUUGGUGGUGGGCACAACUCUCAAGGUGCCCGGUACGCGACGGCUCGUCAAGGAGAUGUGCCAGGUCACCCGGGGCCGCAAGGACGGGCUUACGGCAUGGAUCAACAUCGAUUCGGAGCCCAAGGUUCCUGAUUUCAAGGACAGCUGGGAUCUCGUGGUCAAGUCCAAGUGCGACAACAUUGCCAGACUAGCAGCCCUCCCGCCGUGGGAUUGCGAGAUUGGCGAUAGCUAUCUCGUCUCCAACGAGGAGGAGCGAGAAAUGUCAGCGACGCCUCCGACAAAGCUUGAAGUGUUGCUAGACGGCAAGCCGAGGCAACACGACGAUGUUCAGGCCAUUCCGACCCCACAAGCGAGCCCACCACCACCACCUAGGAGGAAGCCGCUUCCCAUGUCGAAACAGACGAGCACUUCCUUGGACAAGGAACCAAAGCUCACCAAGUCGGGCAAGAUUGGCAAACGUCCCGGCCGGAAGCCGAAGCAGCCUGCGAAAACGGAACCUCGGCCUCCAAACCCAUUCAUGAAGGCUUUCAAGCCUUCCAAGAAAUUGUCCGAUGCCGACUCGGGGAAGAAGGUUGGAACUUGUUUUGCACCUGCAGAUGGAAAACCGCCCACAAAACAGUCGCGGACGGGCUUGCCAUCCUCGUCGUCUCGCUUUGCUGACAAGACAUCACUCGAAAUCACAGUGAGGGUCAUGGCUCCCGAAUCUCCUCCAACCCCUACCACGCCGGAGCAUCAACAGCGGGAGACUAUUUCACCAACAUCCAUACCUAAUAACAUGCUCAACCUGAUUGAUGUCGCUUAA